UAGAUCGACCACACGAUACUUCCUCGUUUACGAAACCUAUCCCAAACUCUGCAUAAUUAGUACUGUUCAGCUCGGUGUGCCCCGGGCUUUUUCGUUUUGACAUCUGUUGAAUCAUCAAAUUGAUCACUUUUAACGUGAGAAUAUUCACCAUGGCUUGGAGGUUUAAGGCAUCAAAAUAUAAGAAUUCUGUCCCAAAGUUUCCAAAGAAGGAGGAAUGGAUAUCCGAACUUCCAAUUGGAACAUUGAUGAACUCUCAAGGGAACCACAUCAAGGCCAGCGCAGAGUACAUGGCUUUCAAUGUCGACUCCACAGGUGGAGGAAGUUUAGGAAUUCUGCCACUGAGUUGUACAGGGAGGCAGGGGAUGAAGAUACCACUUCUACACGCACAUGGAGACCUGGUGACAGAUUUUGACUUCUCCCCAUUUGACGAUUACCUCCUGGCAACAGGUUCAAGUGACCAAUCAUUGAAGGUCUGGCUUCUCCCAGAGGACCCUGGAUUUGAGAGUGAGAGCAACCCAGUGGUGAGUCUGCCGUCAGAAGAGAGGAAGAUCGAGAACGUGCUGUGGCACCCGGCGGCUGACGGUGUCCUGGCUGCGUCUGCGUACAGAUCAGUCCGAGUCUAUGAUGUCUGCAGGUCCCAGGAGAAAUAUGCACUAGAGGGUCACGGUGACCUGGUACAGAGCAUAUCAUGGAAGGGGGAUGGGUCACUGCUUCUGUCGUCCUGCAAGGACAAGACGUUGAGGAUAUUUGACCCUAGGGCUGGCUCCAUAUCGCAGGAAACUCCAGGUCAUGGAAACAUCAAAGAUUCCAGGGUCCUGUGGCUGGGAGACAAGGACAUCGUCAUGUCAACCGGUUAUGAUUCAUCUAGAAGUCGCUGCAUAGGAUUGUGGGAUACCCGAAACUUCUCCAGUACACUACAUUCCAUAUCUCUCGACACUUCCACUGGGAUUCUGAUGCCGUUCUUUGACCCGGACACCAACAUGGUGUUCAUCACAGGCAAGGGCGACAACUUGAUACGGUUCUUGGAGCUUACAGACAAAAGUCCCUACAUCACUGAGGGUUCAACUGACCGCACGGAGCAGGUGAAGGGGCUGUGUACUGUACCCAAGAGGGCCAUGGAUGUGAUGAAUGGGGAGGUGAACCGACUUCUCUGCCUCGUCAACAACGCCGUGAUACCCACACCAUACAUUGUGCCCAGGAAGUCCUACCGAGACUACCAUGAAGACAUCUACCCUCCGACAUCAUCCAUGGACCCCGCCAUGUCGGCUGACCAGUGGUUCUCAGGACAAAAUGACAAGAUAUCACUGAUCAGUCUUGAUCCAUCCAAGAAGCAGAACAAUUUCAACCGCCGAGCUGUCUUAUUGACGGGAGGUAGUUCUGCCCAAACCAGUUCCAGUUCGUCACCAGCAUCACAGAUAACCAACGGGAGUCAGACGCCAAAAGAAAACUCACCUCAGCCCAAGCCAGUCAUUACAAAACCAAAACCAAUGUCAGAAAAGCCUAAACCAUCUCCAGAAAAGCCCCCACCCUCUACACCACCACACCAGGCAGAACAGAGACCAUCAUCCCCAGAACACAAGACCCCAGUGAAAGCUGAGCUAGAUGUUCAAAGGGCAGGCAACUCUGGCAGGUCAUCCCCGGCAAUGGCUUCAGCAGCAGCGCAACCCCCAGAAAAUGCAGAACCCCUUAAACCGACUAAAGUGUUCACAGGUGUCCGUAAGUCCAAGUUCCGGCACUUGAAAGGCCAGGUGCUGCACAAGAGUCGUCACAUUGAGAACCUGCGGAACGUGAGCACCACGGUGCCGGGGGAGAGUGACAUGUUUGCCGCCAACACUCAGCGCUGUGCCGUGCCACUGGAGGGGCCCGGGGGGCUCAUCAUGGUCCUGGAGCUGGACCAGCCCGGGCGACUCCCGGACUCCGGGAUCCCGGCCCUGCAGAAUGGCAGCAAGGUGAUGGAUUUCUCCUGGGACCCGUUUGAUAACCACAGACUGGCAGUUGCAUGUGAUGAUGCAAAGAUCAGAAUUUGGACCAUUCCUGAAAACGGCAUCACUGAAAACAUGACUGAGGUGGAUUUGAAUCUUCGAGGCCACAUGGAAAAGAUUUACUUUGUACGCUUUCACCCCCUGGCUCGAGACAUCCUGGUGUCUGCGUCGUACGACAUGACCGUUCGCAUCUGGGACCUGACCGAUGGGUCAGAGGUCAUGCAGCUGGAGGGACACACAGACGCGGUGUUUUGUUUCGCGUGGAGUCCGGAUGGAGAUCAGUGUGCCACUGUCUGCAAGGAUGGAAAAGUCCGAGUGUUUGAGCCCAGGAAGAGCUCACAGCCACUCAGAGAAGGCCCGGGGCCAGCAGGGAGUCGAGGUGCGAGGGUGACGUGGGCGCUUGGAGGGAAAUAUUUGUUUGUGUCUGGCUUUGACAGAAACAGUGUACGAGAAGUUAUCCUGUAUGAUGCAGCUGAUCUGACAGAGCCACUGGUGCGGGAGAACCUCGACAUAUCUCCCUCCAUACGUAUCCCCUUCUAUGAUGAAGACAGCUCCAUUGUCUUCCUACAGGGUCGGGGAGAUCGUCAGGUCCAUGCCUAUGAGAUCAGCGAGGAGGAGCCUCACCUGUUUCCUGCGUCUGGGUUCACCACACCCAACCAAUCACAAGCCUUUUCUUUCAUGCCUAAACCCAGCUGUGAUCCGAGAAUUGUUGAGUUUGCCUUUGCGUGGCGCCUUACCAAGUCGAGCAUUGAACCCUUGUCUUUCACCGUUCCCAGAGUAAAGACUGAAUAUUUCCAAGAUGACCUGUUUCCUGAAACUCGCGUGACAUGGGAACCAGUCAUGACCAGUUCAGAGUGGUUUGCUGGAUCCACCAAGAAGCAGCCCAGGAUCAGUGUCAGACCGACGGACAUGAAACUAUUGAGUGAGGCCCCAGCCGAGGCCCCCAAGGCCCGGAAGUUUGAGAGCUACAACGCCAGCACGUACAAGACGGACGACCAGAAGAAGGAUGAGCUGCUGAGUGCUAUGGACAAGAAGCUGGGUCUGAGUGACGCCCCCAUGCCCCAGGACCUGGCUGAGGGAGUGGACGACGACGAGUGGGAUGACUGAUGAGGAUGCAAACCUGGAACAUGCAGCUAUCUCAGGGUUCACCCCAGCAUUCACUGAGACGAGGAAAAGCAUAGCAGUGUGAACAUACUCUCAUCUAUAUAUGCGGGGAAAAUACAGCCAUAUUUUUUGUACAGGUGUGAAAUAUGACAAUAUGUGUGCUUAUGUAAGGAUAGUUUUUUUAGCAUGGUGCUUUCCAAGUUUUUAUGAAAUGAUGAUGAAUGCUUAUUUUCAUAUAAUUUGUUUCAAAAACUAGGAUCAUGAAAAACAUGGACAUAAACAUUACUGUUAAAGUAUUGACUAUGUCGUUUUGUUACAAAAAAUAUCAUAACUUGUUUCAUGUCACAGAUUACAACUUAAAAAAAUAAAAGAAUUGUUUCUCAGGCAAUGGCUUUUGAAAAUAUUGUGCAGGUAGGCGGUAUUUUUGGGGUUUUUUUUAUGUUCAAGCUAGUAUGUAACCAAAUUUUGUUUACAAUAAUUUUGGUGAAAUCAUGUUGUUCUUAAGUAUUGCAGCAUUUCACUGCCGUGGUAGUGUUUUCGAGACGCAUAAUAUUAAAGAAUUUUUUAUAUUU
Messenger RNA from Haliotis rufescens (red abalone), 3658 nucleotides. Its product is annotated as coronin-7-like. The record is from RefSeq and is a predicted model, not a curated record. The coding region runs from base 150 to 3089 and encodes 979 amino acids. The transcript has 27 exons. Gene Ontology annotation, molecular function: protein binding. Lineage: Eukaryota; Metazoa; Mollusca; Gastropoda; Lepetellida; Haliotidae.